This is a messenger RNA of Monopterus albus (swamp eel), 2661 nucleotides long. It is a transcript of the gene cald1b, whose product is annotated as caldesmon 1b. Gene Ontology annotation, molecular function: actin binding; calmodulin binding; myosin binding. NCBI's taxonomy places the organism in Eukaryota, Metazoa, Chordata, Actinopteri, Synbranchiformes, Synbranchidae. The coding region runs from base 102 to 1958 and encodes 618 amino acids. Gene Ontology annotation, biological process: actin filament bundle assembly; muscle contraction; angiogenesis. Gene Ontology annotation, cellular component: actin cytoskeleton. The transcript has 18 exons. The record is from RefSeq and is a predicted model, not a curated record.
UGCUUUUAAACCUCUGGUCGCUCUCCCACUGCUGACUUCCAGCAGGACAGUCACUGUGAUCUGCAGACUUGUGAGAAAGUGAGAAGAGUCUUUCGGCCAUCAUGGAUGACGACUUUGACCGCCGCAUGGAGCUGAGGAGGCAGCGGAGAGAGCAGAUGCGCCUCGAGGCUGAAAAGGUGGGUUGCACCAACGAUGAUGAGGAGGAAGAAGCUCGGGAGCGAAGGAGACGUGCAAGGGAAGAGAGAAGGAAGAUGAGGGAAUUAGAGGAGUCUGGUACCACUGAUGUGAUCAACACUAAUAGCGUGAUGGAGACGGAGUCCUCCUCCACCACCAGCUUUGGAGGUGCAGAUGAUGACCAGGCUCUGCUGGAGCGCCUGGCCAAGAGGGAGGAGCGAAGGCAGAAGAGAAUGAAGGAGGCCAUGGAGAGACAGAAGGAAUCUGACCCCAACAACAGCACAGACAGCACGCUAGAAGAGCAGCCCUCCACCGCCAGCAACAUACAGCAACACACAGAGGAAGAGGAGGAGAAGGAGGAAAAACCUGCCCAGAAAGAGGUGGCAGAGAUGGAUACAAACUCCUGUAUGAAAGAGGAAGAAGACAAGAAGGAAGAAGAGACGGAACAUAUUGAGGAAUCAAGAACAUCAGCCACAAGAAAUGAGGAGGAGAAUGAGGAUGCAACAAUGGAAGUAGAGGUCGAUCUAGGAAAGAAAGGUGCUGAUGAAGAAGCUGUUCCUGAUGUUAACAAGGAAGAAGAAGAGUGGAAAAGUAAAGAAGAAGAGGACAGACAGCAAAAAGAAAUGGAAAAAAAGCUUAGGAGAGAGGAGGAGGAGAGGCAAAAAUGGGAAAUGGGGGACAAGCUAAAAAGGGAAGAAGAAGAAAGGCAGGAAGAGGAAAGGAAGAAGAGGGAAGAAGAGGAACAACAACAAAAUGAAAUGGAAGAAAAGAAAAAGAAAGAGGAGGUAUUUACAGAGGAGAAGCCGAAGAGAUUUGGCUUCAAGGAAAAGAAUGAACCAGCCAAACAAAAUGGAGCUUUCACUGAGAAACUUAAGAAAACAGAGACAUCAAGGGACAACAUUACUUCCACAAAGGCAGCUGAUGUGGAGCGACAGGAGGCCGAGCGUAAGCUGCAGGAGCUGAAGCGCAGACGAAACGAUGCAGAAAGUGAGGAGUUUGAGAAGAUGAAGCAGAAGCAGCAGGGCGCUGAGGCCGAGCUGGAGGAGCUGAAGAGGAAGAGAGAGGAGAGGAAGAAGAUCCUGGAGGAGGAAGAGCAACGGAGGAAACAGGAGAUAGAGAACAAGAAAGCCAAAGAACAGGAGGAGAGGAAGAGGAUGAGGGAGGAGAUAGAGAAGAGGAGAGCAGAGGCUGCAGAGAAGAAGAAACAGAAGGAGGAAGAGUCCACAAAACCUGUCUUUACUAUCAGUCCCAAAGGCUCCACAAAGAUUGGGGAAAAGGCUGAAUUCUUGAGCAAAUCAACCCAAAAAAGCACUGCAGCCAGAGUGUCACACACUCCUAUUGUCUCCAAGAUAGGAAACAGACUGGAACAGUACACUUCUGCCAUCCAGGGAAACAAAGAAACUAAAUCCCCCAAGUCUCCAGUGGCAGAUAUUCCUACAGGAGGAACACGCAACAUCAAAAACAUGUGGGAAAAAGGCAAUGUCGGCACCUCCUCUGAGAGUCCAGCCCCUGUCAACAAGGAUGUGGCUACCAUCAAAGGAGGUGUGAGUGGACGUAUAAACAGCUGGAUGGCAAAGCCUGCAGAGGCAGAGAAGACAACACCAGCACCCACACCUGCACCAGCUACAGCAGUAUCACCAGCAGCAGCAAAGCCAGCAGAUGUGAAACCAGGAGAUGCUGCAAACAAGCGCAGCAUGUGGGAAACCAAGAAGAGCCCUGCACCUGCCAAGGUGGCAGUUGGAGCCAAGAGCAAGUUUGUCACAAACGCAGGUGUAAGACGUUAAACACUGACAUCUCCAUCUAAAUAAAACCUUACCUGACCAAACACAAGGCUCUGCUACUGUAUGUGCAUUCAUUUCCAUGCAUGAGAUUCACUCCAAGAAUGAGGAAAAGAUGCAGGAAGAGGACGAGUAACUGUAGAGGAUUCCAGCGUCAAAAUCCUCCGGCUAUGUUUUUAUGAGUUCCUUUUGCACUGUCCACAUAUGAAAGUAUAAAAAUAUUCAUGUUUCCAUCAGACAUGACUUGAAAUGUCAAUGUAGACGUCAUGUCUGAUGGGGGUUUUCAGGCCAAAGAACCACAUAUUAAAUGCUUAAUUACUAAUGGAUUGUGUUGUAUCCAUUUCUUUUAAAACAAAGUUAAUGUGUCCCAUUCACAAUAAGAGCUUUAGCUAAUGCCAGGAUGUACAGUAGUGUCCACUGUAACAACUACUCAGUGAACAAAUGCAGUUCUAUUUAACAGCUAACAUCAGUUUACAUCCUCCUGAUUUGCAGGUUUAUUUGCAUUGCAACGCGAUAAAGGUUUGCAAGACAGCUGCAUUAUACACUCUGUUUUACCAAUGCCUGUAAUAAACAUUAAUGUACCCUGGUGUUUGUCAGUCAGCAGUGCACAUGUGCUGAAUCUUUCCAAACUGUAUUUGAGUCUUCCAGUAUUGUUGAGGUGUCUUGCAUUUGUUUGGAUGUUUAAAAUUAUUGUUUGUACUUGCUUCAG